This is a messenger RNA of Diaporthe batatas, 1628 nucleotides long. Its product is annotated as ESCRT-III subunit protein DID4. Bases 327 to 1004 code for a protein of 225 amino acids. NCBI's taxonomy places the organism in Eukaryota, Fungi, Ascomycota, Sordariomycetes, Diaporthales, Diaporthaceae. Gene Ontology annotation, cellular component: ESCRT III complex; multivesicular body. The transcript has 5 exons. Gene Ontology annotation, biological process: protein transport; late endosome to vacuole transport; endosome transport via multivesicular body sorting pathway. The record is from RefSeq and is a predicted model, not a curated record.
CAGGUACGUAUAGGCCCAGUCGUAGGGACCUUGGCGUGGUUUGCUGCAGCCUAUCCCGGCAGCACGCCAAGUGGGCACACUUGGACCGAACCUUGGAUCGCUGACGGUGACGAACACCUCCUCGCUGAUCUCCAUCGACAACAACAAUACAUCGCUUCCAGGCAGACUCACCCCAAGUAUCAAUCCCCUGCGCGACUUCGAUCCAUUUCGUCUUUUGUUGCUGUGGUCUCGCUGCAGCCCCCGCUCACAACAUCGUCACCUCCUGCGACUGAUAGCGCGAUACUGAUCUUAUCACCCACGCCCACCCCGGCCCCUGCCCAAGAGCCAUGAACAUCCUAGAAUGGGCUUUCGGAAAGCGCAUGACGCCCGCCGAGCGUCUACGCAAGAACCAGCGAUCUCUCGACAAGGCCAUCCGUGAGCUCGACCAGGUCCGGGUCAAGCUGGAGAAGCAGGAGAAGACGCUGGUCACGCAGAUCCGGCAGAGUGCACAGAAGAACCAGAUGGGCGCCGCGAAGAUCCAGGCCAAGGACCUUGUGCGCACAAGAAGAUAUAUUGAGAAGUUCUACGGCAUGCGGAGCCAGUUGCAGAAGAUAUCCCUGCGCCUACAGACCUACCGGACGAACGAGCAAAUGAUGCAGGCGAUGAAGGGCGCCACGAUGGCGCUGGGAAGCAUGAACAAGAGCAUGAAUCUGCCCCAAUUACAAAGAAUAGCCAUGGAGUUUGAGCGCGAGAACGAUAUCAUGGACCAGCGCCAAGAGAUGAUGGACGAUGCGAUCGACGACGCCAUGGACACGGGCGUGGAGGAGGAGGGCGACGAGGUUGUCGAGCAGGUCCUGGAGGAGAUUGGAGUGGACCUGAGCCAAUCUCUUGGCGAGACGCCUUCCGGCUUGCCUACCACCGCUGUGGCCGAAGGCAAGGUAGCCCAGGCAGUCGGCAGCGGUGGAGGUGGAUUCGAUGCUGGCGAUGACGACCUGCAGGCUCGCCUGGACAGCCUGAGGAGGUGAUGCAACACCCAGAGCGUGACAAGUGGUCAUCCUAACUACGAGCACAUCUCGCUGACGGUGGUGUCACAUGCCGGCGUUGGGGAUAUCAUACUUGGGGGGUGCGGGGACAGGCAGCUGAGGCAGUGCCGUUUUAACUUCUGUGGUGGGAGGAAAUGACUCGAAGUGCUGCUGUCUCCGCCCAAGGUCUAGUGGCAGCUCAGCCUUGAUCUGGGAUUCGUCUUCUCGUGAGUCGGGGUUGGGCGAGCGGCGCAUACAGACACUGUGAAAGUCUUAUGCUAUGUGUCUGACGCUCCUUGUCGGCCUGGGACGGUGUCAUUGCCCUAGCGAAAUGCUAUGAAGAUUUAUGAAGGGCAAAACAAAGACGAAACAAAUCAUUCUCAGUUUUGGCCAGCCCAAUAAGGUGGCAAUCGUUCAAGAACGUGCUCACCUAAGGUGGCAGAUAUAUGCUAGGCAGCGGUAUCAUUGUAUGCAGUACACGGCCACCUAGACCACUCGAGACUAGGUGGCAGGGUGGCAAGUACUGAGUAUUCCGUGCUCCAUACCUACCUGUACCCCGUACUCCAUACUCCGUAGCUCCCAUAGCUCCCAUAGCUCCCGCUCCCUCUGUAUCCACACCAGAGCAUA